CCUCGAAGAUUUAGUACGUUAUGUCUGUACGCAGAAUGCAUCGUCGAGAUCCUCGUGAUCGUGUUGAUCUAACUAAUGAUAGAUACAUUGGUACUAAAAACCAUCAAAUACCAACAGCAAUGAUCAAAGAUUCCACCAGACUUGCGGAACCCAUUGAACAGGGCUCUAAUCGACACAUGGCUAUCAAGCUGUUGAAAGCAGAAAAUGCAAACUUGGAGAAAAUUAUAAUCAUGCUCAAGACUGAGAACCAGAAUAUCCAAACUAAAAUGAAAGAGCUUGAAUAUCAAAACGACCGCUACAAAAUCACUCAGAACCAGCUGAAAACUGAGCUAAAACGAGAAAGAGACAUGGUAAAGUAUUUGCAUGCUUUGGCCAAGAAACAUGAACGAACGAUACAAAAGAAAGAUGCAGAAUACCGACAAUUAAGGCGAGAAGCGCGAGGGAUUGAACGCUUUGAAAAACCUCCUGAAUUUCUUGACAAAGUUGAACGACCUGAUAUAUGUAUACCUCCUCAAUUACCUCCUAAACGAGAAAACCCUAACAGGAACAAAUUAACGGUACAGCAUAUCCCUAACAAUACAGACUUAGCUGUAAAUCCGACUAGUCCUAUGCUUAAGAAAAGACCUGAGCCGCCUAAGAGAUCUGCAUCAUUUAAUCUUCAACGCAAUGGUCGUCCUUUUGUAAUACCCAAAGAACGAAUCACAGCAAAUGCAUAUAAUUCGGACUCGGCAUUAACUGAAACAUCGUCAGGUAGUUCCAGUAUACCUCGAUGUAGGUCAUCUGACCACAUUCCCUCCACUAAACCUGAUGUUGAUAAUACAGAAUGGGACGAUGUCACUGAUGUCUUAGGGUUUCUAAAUGAAAAAGUCAACCAAUUUGAAAGACUUUUGGUUGAAAGCGGAGGMUCUAACUCAUCAUCAGAAACCAUUGAACAAGGCAAAUAAAAUACAAUUAUUGUACAUAUAUGGGGAAUGUUACAGCAUAUUGUUCAAGCCCUCUGAUACUAUCUAAAGACAUUUGUCAUGGUAAUAUGUGUAAUUAAAGAGAGAAAUAUGGAGAAUCAGACAAACAUCGAAGUCGUUCAUGCGUCGAAUGACGCAUUAUGUUCUAAUAAUUCUAUCAGUAUAAUACUGAAAGUGUGUCUAUGGUGACAUAUGUAUUUUCAUGUACAAACAUUCUAUCUAACGGAAUGCCAAUCACUGUUUUGUAUAAUUUGCUUUAGUAAGAUCAACAACAUGGAGGUCUGUUUGAGUACUCUAAACCGUUAAUCUGUUUUUCCGUAUGAACCAUCGCACGCUGAGCUCUCGGUACGACGUACUGGCCAACGUACAUUUUCUAGAUGCUAGCAAUUCCAUAAGCUAUCCUUACCACAUUUGGACAGUAUUUACGUGUAAUUGGUUCCGUGACUCGUAGUUCAAUAAACGAUAAACACUCUUUGACACUCAA
Molecule: messenger RNA, 1446 nt
Organism: Exaiptasia diaphana
Lineage: Eukaryota; Metazoa; Cnidaria; Anthozoa; Actiniaria; Aiptasiidae
Exons: 1
Coding region: 21-944 (307 amino acids)
Source: RefSeq, a predicted model, not a curated record